Molecule: messenger RNA, 626 nt
Organism: Neltuma alba
Lineage: Eukaryota; Viridiplantae; Streptophyta; Magnoliopsida; Fabales; Fabaceae
Exons: 3
Coding region: 72-626 (184 amino acids)
Source: RefSeq, a predicted model, not a curated record
UGAGCACAUGAAGAAGGAAAGAGGAACGCUGGAGGAACACAUUAGAGCUGAAAAGAGGUUAGCAAGUGGUGAUGUCUUGUAACAUUGUAUCAACAUCUUCAAAAAGACUUGCUUGUUAUUUUCACGUAGAUGGGAAGUUUGUGGAAAAUGACGAUGGCGAAGUUAAAUACUGUGGUGGGACUGUUAGAGUAAGAGUAAUAAAGGAGGGUACAAAACUUGAAGAUUUGAGGGCAAUGAUAGGAGAAUGGUUCAGCAUGGAUUGUCAUGGCUGUGACAUUAAAUACGCUUUGAGUUUUGAUGAGAGGGUAUUGGUAGAUCUUAUAGAUGAUGGUGAAGUUGAUAAUCUAUUUGAAUAUAAUGACCGUAAUGCACAUAUUUAUAUAGCACAUAAAGGUAAUGACAAUGUGGAGGAAGGAAUGGGUUAUCCAGAAACGAUCUCAAGAAUGGUAGGACUGUCAGAACAGAGUGAUGAGCCUACGUUGGAGGGAAAUGCUUUGGAAAGUACAAGUUCUGGAGGCAGUGAAAGACCUAAUGUAAGCCUACCAUACGGAGUAGUGAGUGCACCUACACCUUUGCCAGAGGUGAAUUCUUUGAAAUGGAAGGAAUUGUUGUUAGGACAGAACUAG